GCCCGAGCUCCGGGAGGUGCGAUACGGCGGUGGAUGGGCGAACGCGAGCGAGGGCGCGGAUGGGGGGGUGACGCUCACGCUCACGGCGCCGCCGUGGUGCGGGAGCACGCGGGCGGUGGCGCUGGCGCUGGAUCGAGAGCUCGAUGGAACGGGCGACGGCGACGCGCGGGUUAUUUGGUCCAGGCCGUGGCGACCGACGCGGGGGGGGGCGCGACGAGGGAUCGGGCGGUGGAGCGAACCGCGCGCGGAGUUCGCGUUCGGCGACGCCCGGGCGCGGUACGGAGGGGAGUGGAGCGCGGCGGCUUUGGCGCGCGCGGCGAGGGCGUUGCGACGGGAAACGUCGGGAAAGAACGCCAGUGCGUUGGCGCUGUGGCCGUUCUCGAGGUUGCGAGACGCGCACGAGAUUGGGGAGUUUUUUGACGGCGCCGGGACGGAGCUGUCGCUCGUGGUGUUGGAUCCGUGCACGUCGGAGGGCGGGUGCGCGUCGACGACGUCGAUGGAGACGCUUCGCCGGGCGAUCGUGCACACGAUGGGGUACUCGCCGAAGAAUAGAUUAGGGGUGCUCAUGGGUGCCGAUGCGUGGCGCGUGGGGGCAAAGUUGCUUCCGGAUUUCGAUCCGGAUGACAUCACCGCCGUCGCCUUCGUGCGAGGCGCGCUGCACUCGACGUGGACGCAGCAAAUGACGAACGAAACGAUAGAGCAGUGGGUGAGCGCGCUCGCGAAUGCGACGCUGAAUACGGUCGUACACCGUGGGUUUUUCAGCCUGAGUCCGUUUAGUCCGGCGGUUGGAGCUCGAAAACUCGCGAUGAUUUUCGUCGACGAGGCGGACGAAGACGUCGACGAGCUAGGAGGGUACAUUCACAGUCUCGCGGAACGGAGCCUGAACGCCACCUUGGGGGUAGUGGACAUCAGUCGCGGGACGUGGCUGUUGUGUCAACUCACGGACGCGUGCGAUGGUUCCGGGGAUGACGCCGAAGACGACCCCGAGCGAUCGUCGGCAUCCGCGCAGGCAAUUUACGUCGCGCUCGUCGACGUUGAAGCCGACGUCGUCACGACGGUGAACGUCUCGCCACUUCCCGAUGGUGCGCUCUCAGAGACGCGUUUACAUACGCGAUCGACGAAGCGGACGCCCAGGACACCGCCCGGCACGCGACCGCCGCGCGUGGCGCACGUCACGAGAAACCAGCUCGAUUACAAAAUGGCGCAAGCCAUGACGCUGCGCCGGAGAGGAAAGUUUUCCGUCCUCUACGGUUCGUCGGCGUGCGCUUUCUGCCAGCGCUUUCACGCCUUGCUCAACGCAGCGUUGGGCGAUCUGGACUCUCGAACCUUGGUCGACGGUUCGCAAGCGGCGCGCGUGUUCCAAAUCGACUGCUCGACGAACGACUGUCACGCCCGAUGGGACGCGUCGUCGUCGUCCCUCGUCGACCGUGUCGCGCGCUACCCCACCCUCGUCACCUUCGACGGCGCUCGUGGAACGUCCACGGUGUAUCGCGGCGCGAUGUCCGCCCGCGAGAUCCAGCGUUUCCUCGCCUCCUAG
Molecule: messenger RNA, 1537 nt
Organism: Ostreococcus tauri
Lineage: Eukaryota; Viridiplantae; Chlorophyta; Mamiellophyceae; Mamiellales; Bathycoccaceae
Product: Thioredoxin-like fold
Exons: 1
Source: RefSeq, a predicted model, not a curated record